This is a messenger RNA of Trichoderma breve, 840 nucleotides long. Its product is annotated as methyltransferase domain-containing protein. The record is from RefSeq and is a predicted model, not a curated record. NCBI's taxonomy places the organism in Eukaryota, Fungi, Ascomycota, Sordariomycetes, Hypocreales, Hypocreaceae. Bases 1 to 840 code for a protein of 279 amino acids. The transcript is spliced from 4 exons.
AUGCCUGAGGACCAGAAGCAGGAAAUUGCAGGUAGAUACUUUCUACCUCGCAAUUUGGAAGAGGCAGCACGCAUGCAGAAUCAGCAUGAGUGGCUGAAAGGAGGUGCUGGCGGAUUGAUCCUGGCACCUAUUGAUUUAGGACAUCAGGGGAUGCGUGUGUUGGACUCGGCCACAGCCGACGGAUACUGGAUACAAGAUGUCAAAUCAAUCUUUCCAGAGAGUACCCAGUUUGUAGGCUUUGAUAAUAUCCCUGAGGGAUACCCCCCUCUCCAUCCUCCCUUGGAAAUUGUCAAGCAAAAUCUUGUUGAUGAAUUCCCCACUGAGUGGGAAAACAACUUCGACUUCGUACACCAGCGUUUUGUCAUUCCCCUGUUUGCGGAGAGUGAGGUGCAGCCGGUCCUUCGCAAACUCAUUAAAUGCAUGAAACCAGGUGCUUGGAUCCAGCUAGUUGAGAUGGAUUUCAAAACUCCGGUUUCAGAACCCCUUGAAGCUUGCCAGGCUGCUCAGAAGUUUCAUGAGCUCACAAGCUCGGUAGUAUCUGACCCUCUCGCUUCCACAAAACUAGCCGACAGAUUGAAUGAGGAGGGUCUCGCAGAUGUUGGCUAUAAGACGGUAGAUAUGAUAGCAGGCUCUUCUCAUCCGGAUCCUGCACUGGGAGAGCGGGGACGACGUAAUAUGUCGUCCGUGAUGGCCUACUUCCAGUCUGUGUCUAGCGCCGAGAAAGUGGGAAUGACAGAGCAGGAAUGGGCUUCCUUGCCUAAGAAGUUCGAAGAUGAGAUGAGCAAGUAUAAGAUCGCCGUUCGUGUCUACUUCGUCUGGGGUCGGAAGCCAGUAGUGUAG